GAGGCAUAUGUAUGCUCUUGCUUUAUGUGAGAGACUAGAUAAAUAUGGCUAUCUUUUCCGCUGGGUUCCCUUUCGGGUCCUUAGGCUUUGUAAAAAGCCGGGUGAAAAAUCCCCCACUCUUUCGCCUUAUCCAUGGGGGGUAACACUGUAUCACCCCUGCUAUUCUAUUCUCCCAGCCAGUGACUACGAACCGUAACUAGUAGCUGCCACUUUGCAUAGAAUUUUGACAAAAUUGGAAAACUGGGCAGCAAAAUGUAAAAUGAGAUUUAAUGUUGUAGCCAACCUUUCAUCCAGUUUAAUACAAUAUCAAAUAUUAAAAACAGUAAAUGUACCACAUAGAAAAAGUUCAAAGUGUUAUUUUGUAUCUGAGAGACAGAUUACAAGAAUUUUACAUUUGUUAUCAGGUUAUUAACUUUUCCACAAUAAUAUAAACAAGGUCCCCCUGGCUUGCUUUUGCAAUGAGCCCUGGCUCCAGAUGAAUGGAACAGGUGAAGAGAAAGACCCAAGGUGGUUGAAUCGAAUCAGUAUGUUAAAUACUUAAGUUUUAGGGCAAGAGGUUGGCAUUAGCAGCAUUUGAAAAACAUCUGGAGUACUGUUCCAGACCUAAAUGGGAUUAUUAACGUUCAGAAGCACAGUUGGCAGCCUGCACUUUUCCCUACAGUCAGUUGCACUUAACCCUCUUUCAUUAAAGCUCAGUUCCCUGCCAAUACAAUCAUUCCCUAAAGAGGUAAAGGUUGUGGAAGUUGGACCCAGGGAUGGACUGCAAAAUGAAAAGACAGUUGUCCCAUCUGAAGUGAAAAUUCAUCUCAUUAACCUGUUAUCUGAAGCAGGGCUUCAAGCUAUUGAAGCCACCAGCUUUGUCUCUCCUAAAUGGGUGCCUCAGAUGGCCGAUCAUAAAAAUGUCAUUCAGGGAAUAAAGAAGUACCCAAAUGUAACCUACCCAGUCCUUACUCCAAAUCUUACUGGAUUUCAAGCUGCGGUUGAAUGUGGUGCAAAGGAAGUAGCCAUAUUUGGAGCUGCAUCAGAGCUCUUUAGCAAGAAGAACAUUAACUGUUCUAUUGAUGAAAGUUUGCAAAGAUUCAAGGAUGUUAUUGCAGCAGCUAAGGAAGCAAACAUCCCAGUGCGAGGGUAUGUUUCAUGUGUUCUUGGAUGCCCAUAUGAAGGCAAGGUAGCUCCUAGUAAAGUGGCUGAAGUGGCAUACAAGAUGUUUUCUAUGGGCUGCUAUGAGAUCUCUUUGGGUGACACGAUUGGAGUGGGAACUCCCGGCGGUAUGAGGGACAUGCUGAGAGCUGUGUUGGAUGUUGUUCCAGCCAAAGCUCUGGCUGUUCAUUGCCAUGACACAUAUGGACAGGCACUGGCAAAUAUACUAGUUGCAUUGCAGAUGGGAGUGCAGGUUGUUGAUGCUUCAGUUGCAGGUUUGGGAGGAUGCCCAUAUGCUCAGGGAGCUUCAGGGAAUGUGGCAACUGAAGAUGUUGUGUAUAUGCUGCAUGGUCUUGGAAUUCAAACAGGUAUUGACAUAAAGAAACUGACAGAAGCUGGAGCUUUUAUCUGCAAAGCACUAGGAAAGAAGAGCAACUCAAAAGUGGCUCAAGCAAUGUGCAAGCUUUAAUCAGCAACACACAUUCAGAUUUUAGAAGUCAUGUUUUUGAAAUGUGAUACAACCACGGAGGUGAACUUUCUGACUACAAGAGCUGAAAUGUAAAAAGCUGCUUGUGCCCUCGGCAUUUUGACAAGCUGCAUUUAUCCUGAGCACGCUACCUAUGAUCAUAUCAAGAAUAUUUUCUUACAGUGUUCUCUAAUCAUUUUCUUGUGCACUGUGUUAGCACAUUGUAUAUACAUUAAUGUAAUAAGAACCUGUUACUAUAAAUAAUUAUUUAAAUAUUCUAUUUUUUAUUCUUACUAAUUAGAAAGCAUCCAAUUCAUGUAAAUACAGGUUUGUUUGUUUGUUUUUUUGGAGAAAUGGUUAGUAAAUUAAUCUUACGCAUUAUAAAAUGCAUCUAUGAUAGUCAGUUCCUCUCACCAUUUAGCUUAUAGCGUGGCCUGCACAGUGUUUCUAUUUUACCUGCAUAGUGUUUGUUGAGUUUAAAGAAGAAACAAAGAUAUCCGCCCAUCAGGUCAGUUCCUUAUUUUGCUCUUUUAAUAUUAAUUUUGCAUUAAAGGAAAAAAAAAGUUGCAAUAAGAUCAGUCUAUGAAUCCUUACAAACUAAACCAAUACUGUCAUAUCUUUUGGUUUUAUGAAAAGCCAACUGUCCUCAUAUGUAGAUUCAGUUGUUUUAUGCUGUAAAAUAUGGCAGAUAUAGGUUUUUUUUAAUUAAUAAAUUAAAUCAAUGAAUUUCCCUUCCUUUCAUAUAAACAUGAAUCCUAGUAGCCAAAGAUUCGCUGCUGAGCAGUAAACUAACUAUUAAAUCAUUGUAGCAGUUUAAAAAGUCAGUGGGUCUGUCUUAGUGAGCUGCUGGUGGGAAACAAGAGAUGGGAAAGGAAACUAUUUCACUUAAGGCAAGCAUUUGCCUUUUAUGCCUGUGUUUUUGGAGGUUCCUCAAGGCAAGUAUUGGGGGUAAAAGGGAUGAGAUGUAACCAAUGGUGGAGCAAUGAAAAUGGAGUAGAUCAUUUUUAAUAUGCCUAUUGUGCACAAUACACACAAUUUAUUCCAACUGGGAAAAUUAUAUGGCUGUGCUUCAGUUAAUUCUGAUUUAUUUGUAUAUAGGCCACAGUGCACUUGCAACAUUGUUAGUUAUUAUAACUAUAUACAAUAGUAUACUAAAUCUUAAUAAGUGUAAAUACUGUCAGUUGUGGUCCAGUUUAUGUGGCUAUUUAAAUAGAAUAAGGGGACAUUUCCCAGUAUAUCCAUCUCAUGAUUUCUGUGCACCUAAAAAGGGUCAGUGUGAAAUUAACAUUCAGAAUCAAAUUGUAAAAAGUGUAAAAAGAUUGAAAGUUUAAAUACUGGUGUUAUAAUCGAUUCAUUUUUGUUUUCCUGGCCAUUAAUACAAAGAUGAAUGUGUAAAGAUGAGAACAUGGCAAUGCAAAGUACAGGUAUUGGACCCAUUAUCCAGAAUGCUCGGGACCAAGGGUAUUCCGGAUAAGGGGUCUUUCCAUAAUUUGGAUCUUCAUACCUUAAGUCUACUAAAAAAUCAAUAAAACAUUAAUUAAACCCAACAGGAUUGUUUUGCAUCUAAUAAGGAUUAUUUCUAUCUUAGUUGGGAUCAAGUACAAGGUACUGUUUUAUUAUUACAGAGAAAAAGAAAAUCAGUUUUAAAAUUCUGAAUUAUUUGAUUAAAAUGGAGUCUAUGAGAGACUGGCUUUCCGUAAUUCAGAGCUUUCUGGAUAGCGGGUUUCCGGAUAAGAGAUCCCAUACCUGUACAACAUUUUAUUGAUAAAACUUAGUUCUCAGUUUCUCACUUUCCUUUCUUGGUUUCUUUGUCUUUCUUGAAGUGAUUUUCUAAUGAUUCCUGUGAGAGUAGCAAGCAUUAAAUAAAAUGUCCGAAAGCAGAGGUUUAAGGCAUAGUUCUUUAGAGGAAAAACCAGAAUAAAUUUGUUUUUCCUCAACCCCUGUUAUUCUUUAAUCUGUGUUCACUGUUUCAUUAACAUUUUAGUGUAAUAAAUUAUAUUUUAUACUAUGUAUAUACAAAUGGCAGAGCUGUCAGUCAGCAGAACCCUGAUUUUACAUUUCCCAUGGGAUUGUAUCAAAGCGGUAUAAAUUCUGGGAAAAUUGUAAAUCCGGGGAAAGAAAAAACAAAGCUUGCAUGAAUGGGACCAUGACAAAACAACAUUUCCACGAAAACAUAAAAUCCAGUGAUGUAAAAUCAAGGUUCUACUGUACAUUAGCAUUGUUUCACAUUGUUGCUUUAAUAUAAAACUGCCAUACCUCUCCCACUGUUUUUACUUCAGCUUGUCCUCUAACUACUCUUCUGACGGACUGCUCUAAAUGGACUUUCCCAAGAACCUUGAAAGAUUUAUUGAUCUGGUUAUCCAGAUUGAUCAAUGCCUAAGGGAAGGCAAUUUAAGAUGUCGAUUUCUAGAUGCUUCCUAAAGCUCCAUUUACACCACAUCCUUCUACUUCAACCCCUUUUUCGGAUUAUCCUGAACCUAUUCAAAUUGCAGAUGCCAAUUGAAUUUUAAUUAUGUUGUGGACUGUCUGGUGAUUUCUUAAAAGAUUGUUCCACUUGUCCUGCAGUUGGUAUAAAAAAAAGCAAGACUCGGUUGCAGAUUGUCCAUCUUGCAUGUAAGCUAUUGUGUCCUUCUGUUCUGUCCAUCUAACUAUAAUUAAAUGAACUUCCCUUGCAAUCUGAUCCUGUGUUUGUACUGUGGCUCCAAACAUUCCUAAGGCACUCCUAACCAAAGCUGGAAGCUCAAGGGACUACGUUAAUGUGAACUAACGUAUUAAUUCACCCAUCUGCUUCUACCAUAGCUAAUACAUUCUUUGUAGAGACGACCCCUCCUAUGCCUUGUAUUAAUAACAGGCAGCUAAACCAGAUAACUAUAAAAACCUACUUUCUCUAAUUUCAGAGUUGUUUAAGAACCUCUGUGGAGCAAAGAUAUUUUCUAAACUUUACUUUUGAGGCCCUGCCAUGUUUCAGCACAACGUUAUGUCUUUAGAGAUUUCCUCUGUCAAUUUGUGAUUGUUUAUUUAGAUGACUACAAUCUUUUUCUAUUUAUAAAGAAGAUCACUUUCAUAUUAAUAAAGUAUUACUUUUACUGAAA
This is a messenger RNA of Xenopus tropicalis (tropical clawed frog), 4698 nucleotides long. RefSeq names its product 3-hydroxy-3-methylglutaryl-CoA lyase (gene hmgcl). The transcript is spliced from 10 exons. The record is from RefSeq and is a predicted model, not a curated record. Gene Ontology annotation, cellular component: peroxisome; mitochondrial matrix. Gene Ontology annotation, molecular function: hydroxymethylglutaryl-CoA lyase activity; oxo-acid-lyase activity; catalytic activity. NCBI's taxonomy places the organism in Eukaryota, Metazoa, Chordata, Amphibia, Anura, Pipidae. The coding region runs from base 608 to 1609 and encodes 333 amino acids.